AUGAGUAAUUUCAUUAGAAGGCUAGUUGGGAAAAUGAAAGCGAUUUCAACAGGUACCAAUGCUAUUGUUAGUAAGAAGGACUCCAUUUACGCAAACUGGUCCAAAGAGCAGCUAAUACGAAGGAUCACUGAACUAGAAAACGCAAAUAAGCCACAUUCUGAAAAAUUCCAGCACAUCGAGGAUAACAAAAAGCGCAAAAUUUCGCAAGAAGAGGUUACGAGAAGCAAGGCGAAAAAGGCUCCGAAGAAGUUUGACUUUUCUAAACAUAAUACCAGGUUCAUCGCCUUGAGAUUUGCCUAUUUGGGAUGGAAUUACAAUGGCUUAGCUGUUCAGAAGGAAUACACACCGUUGCCUACAGUAGAGGGUACCAUUUUGGAGGCCAUGAAUAAGUGUAAACUUGUUCCCUCGAUGGUUUUACAAGACUAUAAAUUUAGCAGAUGUGGCAGAACAGACAAGGGAGUUAGCGCCAUGAACCAAGUUAUAUCGUUAGAAGUCCGUUCCAAUUUAACAGAUGAGGAACAGCGGGAUCCGACCAACGACAGCAGGGAAAUACCCUAUGUUCACGUUUUAAAUCAAUUACUACCCGACGAUAUUCGUAUAUCAGCUGUCUGCCUCAGACCGCCACCUAACUUUGACGCAAGAUUCAGCUGUGUUCACCGGCACUAUAAGUACAUCUUUAAUGGAAAAAACCUUAAUAUUGAAAAAAUGUCUAAAGCCGCAUCAUAUUUUGUUGGAGAGAGAGACUUCAGGAAUUUUUGUAAGCUUGAUGGCUCAAAACAAAUUACCAAUUUUAAACGAACAAUAAUAAGCUCAAAAAUUCUUCCCCUUUCUGAAACUUUCUAUUGUUUUGAUCUCGUUGGUUCAGCAUUCCUAUGGCACCAAGUUCGUUGCAUGAUGGCCAUUCUUUUCUUAGUUGGUCAAUCACUUGAAGUGCCGGAAAUUGUCUUGCGUCUGACUGAUAUUGAGAAAACCCCUCAAAGGCCUGUUUACGAAAUGGCAAAUGAUAUACCAUUAUUGUUAUAUGAUUGUAAAUUUCCUGAAAUGGAUUGGCAAGAACCUACUGUAGAUGACUAUAAGGCAAUAAAAUUCACGACAGCUACUGAAGCAUUGACGUUACACUACGAACUUAAGGCCGCAGUAUGCAAUAUUUUUAAAGAUGUUUUGCCCACAGCAAAUACAAACAACUUCUCAAAGACAAUUAUUAAUUUGGGCGAUGGAAGAGGUAAAGUAGUCGGUACCUAUGUGAAACUAGAGGAUAGAAGCGUUAUGGAACCUGUCGAAGUUGUUAAUGCUAAAUACUCCAAGAAAAAGAACAACAAAAAUAAGUAA
This is a messenger RNA of Saccharomyces cerevisiae S288C, 1329 nucleotides long. It is a transcript of the gene DEG1, whose product is annotated as pseudouridine synthase DEG1. The coding region runs from base 1 to 1329 and encodes 442 amino acids. The record is from RefSeq and is marked reviewed. Gene Ontology annotation, cellular component: nucleus. Gene Ontology annotation, biological process: tRNA pseudouridine synthesis; RNA modification; pseudouridine synthesis. Lineage: Eukaryota; Fungi; Ascomycota; Saccharomycetes; Saccharomycetales; Saccharomycetaceae. The transcript has a single exon. Gene Ontology annotation, molecular function: tRNA pseudouridine synthase activity; pseudouridine synthase activity; RNA binding.